Molecule: messenger RNA, 1703 nt
Organism: Mercurialis annua (annual mercury)
Lineage: Eukaryota; Viridiplantae; Streptophyta; Magnoliopsida; Malpighiales; Euphorbiaceae
Product: flavin-containing monooxygenase FMO GS-OX-like 4
Exons: 7
Coding region: 126-1505 (459 amino acids)
Molecular function (GO): flavin adenine dinucleotide binding; NADP binding; N,N-dimethylaniline monooxygenase activity
Source: RefSeq, a predicted model, not a curated record
CGUCAGUGACACAGCUUAAAGUCACCUAGCCGUCAGUCUAUCCAUAUCAACCAAAAAGUAGCCAUCAUGCAAACGAUGCAAAUUUACUGUCCAGAAAACAAAGUACAACUGAUUCCCUCUGUCGAAUGAUUACCUCAUUAAUCAACACUUUAUCAAUGCCGACUCCCUUACUCUCGCGCCACGUGGCAGUCAUCGGCGCCGGUGCAGCAGGCCUAGUCGCCGCACGUGAGCUCCGGCGAGAGGGACACCAAGUCGUAGUCUUUGAGCGAGAAAACCAAAUUGGCGGCACAUGGGUUUACGAUUCCCGGGUCGAACCAGACCCAUUAGGUCUCGACCCAACCCGACCGAUAAUCCACUCCAGCUUAUACAGCUCUCUACGAACAAAUCUCCCAAGAGAAGUAAUGGGUUUUGUAGAUUAUCCGUUUACAGCCAGGAAUGGUGAAAAUAGAGACCCGAGAAUGUAUCCGGGUCACAGAGAGGUGUUGCUUUACUUGCAAGAUUUUGCAAAGGAGUUUGAGAUUGAGGAAUUGGUCAGAUUUGAGACAGAAGUGGUUUAUGUGGGAUUAGUUGAAGAGAGUAAGAAGUGGAAGGUUAGGUUUAAAAAGAAAAGAUUUGGUGUUGAUUUAAAUGAUGAGGUUUAUGAUGCUGUUGUUGUUUGUAAUGGGCAUUACACUCAACCUUUUCCUGCUGAAAUUCCAGGGAUUAGUUGUUGGCCAGGGAAGCAAAUACAUAGUCAUAACUACCGUGUUCCCGAGCCUUUCCAAGAUAAAGUGGUAGUUUUGAUUGGGAAUUCAUCAAGUGGUCUUGAUAUAUCCAGAGAAAUUGCUGGUGUUGCCAAAGAGGUCCAUGUGACGGCAAGAUCAGUUGCGAGGGAAACAUAUGCAAAACAGCCCGGAUAUGAUAAUUUGUGGCUUCAUUCUAUGAUAGAAAGUGCCCGCGAAGAUUGUUCUGUAGUUUUUCAAAAUGGGAGAAUUGUCCCUGCCGACAUCAUUCUACAUUGCACAGGGUACAAAUAUCACUUUCCUUUCUUGGAAACCAACGGCAUCGUGACAGUGGAUGAUAACCGUGUGGGGCCAUUAUACAAGCACGUUUUCCCCCCAUCUUUAGCCCCAUGGCUUUCAUUCGUCGGGUUACCAUGGAAGGUCAUCCCUUUCCCAUUGUGUGAAUUUCAAAGCAAGUGGAUUUCUGGCAUUUUAUCAGGUAGGCUUGUGCUUCCGCCGCAAGAAGAAAUGACAAAAGAUGUGGAAUCCUUCUAUCUUUCACUUGGAGCUUCAAAAAUUCCAAAGCGAUAUACGCAUAACAUCGGCGAUCACCAGUUCGACUAUGACAACUGGCUUGCUGCUCAAUGCGGGUGUGAAUGUGUUGAAGAAUGGAGAAAGCAAAUGUAUAUUUCAAGUAGCAAACGCAAGCGCCUUGUACCUGAUACAUACCGUGAUGAAUGGGACGAUGAACAUAUUCUCUUGGAAGCCUAUGAGGACUUCAGCAAGUACACUUCAAAAGGAUAGGGUCAUAAUUCCGUUUCUUAAUAAAAGCAGAUGAUACAAAUAGUAACCUUACAAGCUCAAAGGAACCACCCAUUGAAUUUUUACAGUUGAUCUCCUAAAUACCAUCUGCUAUAUUACUGUCACAUUUGUCUAUAUCCCAUUGUUCUGAUAAAUUCUAAAGAAUAAAGAGUUCUAAAAAGAGAUUUUCAAAUGCAUUAA